Drosophila guanche is the source of this 849-nucleotide messenger RNA. Its product is annotated as farnesol dehydrogenase. NCBI's taxonomy places the organism in Eukaryota, Metazoa, Arthropoda, Insecta, Diptera, Drosophilidae. The transcript is spliced from 2 exons. The record is from RefSeq and is a predicted model, not a curated record. Bases 47 to 799 code for a protein of 250 amino acids.
GUCCAAUCGAUCAGAGAUCAGAAAUAGUCGCUAACCGGGGAACAACAUGGAUCGCUGGCAAAAUCGCUUGGCCGUCGUGACGGGUGCCAGUUCGGGCAUUGGAUCGGCCAUUGCUGUGGAUCUGGUCAAGGCGGGACUCACGGUCGUUGGACUGGCACGCCGCGUGGAGCGCGUCCAGGAGCUGCAGCAGCGCCUGCCCGCCACACGAAAGGAUAAACUGGUGGCCCUGUACUGCGAUGUGGGCAGCGAGAGUUCGGUGACGGAGGCCUUCGACUGGAUAAUCCAGAAGUUCGGCGCCAUCGAUAUACUCGUGAACAAUGCCGGCACUCUGCAGUCGGGCCAGUUGGUGGACAUGAAUCCGGCGCUUAUGCAGCAGGUUAUCCAGACGAAUAUCAUGGGCGUUGUCCUGUGCACACAGCGCGCUGUUCGCUCGAUGCGAGAGCGCAAAUUCGAUGGCCAUGUGGUGAUCAUCAACAGCAUUUUGGGGCACAAGACCAUGACCGCCAGGGAGGACGUUCUGCCCGAUGUGAAUGUCUAUCCGCCCAGCAAGCACGCGGUGACUGCCUUGACAGAGGGCUAUCGCCAGGAGUUCCUAGCCCUGGGAACACGCAUUAAAGUUACAAGCAUCAGUCCUGGUGUGGUGGACACGGAAAUUCUACCGGAUAGCAUCAGGGAUGCCAUCAGCGGACGCAUGCUUCACUCUGCGGACAUUGCCCAGGCGGUCCUCUAUGCCAUUGGCACACCCCCACAUGUCCAAGUGCACGAGAUAAUAAUCAAGCCCCUGGGCGAGACCCUCUAGAAUAUUGUCCCUCAAUUAUAUUCUCUUAUUUUGUAAACUCUUUUUUUUUU